AUGUCCGACCCGAGCAGCAGUGCAGCGCAGCCCCAAGCUGUUACCGAGUCCACGCCGCUCCUGGGCCCCCAGGAAGCCACGCGUGACGACUUGGCAGUGCCCUCGCCUCAACAUGCUCCCGAUGAGGAGAGAGCUGUGGGUGCAGACGGCGGCGAGCCCGGCGGCGAGAAUCACCCCCGCCGGAACUGGACGUUGAUCCUCACGAGCUUGUCCGUAGUCUUCUCAUCCAGCGCAUUGAUUCUGUACUUGGGUGUGCAGGUCCUCCAAGCGAUAGACUAUCAUUAUCUCGGGUACAGGACAAUAGUCGCCAUGAAUUUCUCCGCUGUCUUGUCUUUCGUUGCGCUCAUCUGCUCGUCCUUCAACCUCCAUGGACUACGCCGCCACGGCGUUGCCUCUAUGCCGCUGGGUAUCAACAUCAUUGUGGACAUUCUCGUCUUUGUCUACAUUUUCUUCCCUGUCCUGGACGCUCUGUACGAGAACAUCAGUAAUGUGUUUGGUGCUCUUGAGAUCGUCAUCUUCGUGUACCUGCUCGUCGUCCUUUUUCUGAGCUUGGUGCAUCUCAUUCUCCUCGUCAUGCGGACCGUGGCAGCGUUCCGUGCCCGCCGUGGAACUCAAACCCGAUGGAGCAUCCCGACCGGCCAGCUCACGUUUGAGUUUACCAUUAAGUUGCUGCGACAGGAGGUUCUUGGCCGAAGUUCGCCGGAGACUGUACAGCCGGCUGCUGCCCAGGGCGAUGUGCAGCGCCAAUCGUAG
Messenger RNA from Thyridium curvatum, 753 nucleotides. RefSeq lists its product as uncharacterized. The transcript is spliced from 3 exons. The coding region runs from base 1 to 753 and encodes 250 amino acids. The record is from RefSeq and is a predicted model, not a curated record. Lineage: Eukaryota; Fungi; Ascomycota; Sordariomycetes; Thyridiales; Thyridiaceae.